Molecule: messenger RNA, 627 nt
Organism: Microstroma glucosiphilum
Lineage: Eukaryota; Fungi; Basidiomycota; Exobasidiomycetes; Microstromatales; Microstromataceae
Exons: 1
Source: RefSeq, a predicted model, not a curated record
UUCACCUCCACGCAAGAAGGGCCCCUCCUUACGCUCCUCUUCUCCUCUGCUCAAACCCAACACGCCGCCCUCGCUCGUAUCGAGACGUUCUACGAGGCUCCGGCCGAAAAGGGUGGAGGGAAGUACCUCUCUUGGGCUACGAUUAGGGCAGAGGGAAGGCAGAUUUGUAGAGGGUAUGAGGCGUUUAAUUUCCCAGUGGAGAUUGUGAGGAGGUGGAUUGGGGAGAUGCGUAGGGCUGAAGUGGGAGAGGGUAGAGAGCAGGCGUCCGAUGCUACUGGCCCGUGGUACGAGCCUUUCUGCAAUGCGGAAGAGCGAUAUCUUCUCGAAUACCUAGCAAGCCUCGGCGCAGUCGAUCUCCUCACGAGUGAAGCAUCACAACCCGACACCAAGCCAGCUCAACCCUCAGCUCCUCCUACCUACCUCAUCUCCUCCCUCUCAUCCAUCUCCUCAACCUCCCUCCCUCACGAGCGUCUCCACGCCCUCUACCAUCUCUCACCCACUUACCGGCAAUUCGUCUCCUCCAACUGGAGCCAACUCUCAGCUAAAGCACGCCGCGUAAUCGAGCACGACCUCUCGCUCAGGGGGUACGAUGAGCGCGUGUACCUCGAUGAGUGGCAGGCGUACCUG